UUCUUCGUCGUCGAACAAAAACGCGGAAACAAAGGAACUAAUCAGUUUUUCAAAACAAGCAACGAGUCGGCAUAAAGUGAGCCUUGUCGUGGGUGACAGUUGUUAGAGAUCAGACUGUAGCUUCUCAUAACCCACCCAGAAAGACUUAGCAUGGCUUUAAAGAGAAUACAAAAGGAGUUGAAUGACUUGCAGAGAGACCCUCCUGCCUCAUGUUCAGCUGGACCUGUAGGGGAAGACAUGUUUCACUGGCAAGCCACCAUCACAGGACCGAAUGACAGCCCUUAUCAUGGAGGAGUUUUUUUCCUUUCUGUUCAUUUUCCCACCGACUAUCCCUUUAAACCACCAAAGGUCGCCUUUACAACAAAAAUCUAUCACCCAAACAUAAACAGCAAUGGCAGCAUUUGCCUUGACAUCUUGAGGUCUCAGUGGUCUCCUGCACUUACAAUUUCAAAAGUUUUGUUGUCCAUCUGCUCCUUGCUUUGUGACCCAAAUCCCGACGACCCGCUCGUCCCUGACAUUGCGCACAUCUACAAGGCAGAUAGACAAAAGUACAACAAACUGGCCAGAGAAUGGACCCAGAAGUAUGCAAUGUAACAGAAAAAUAUUUCUGAAGCAACAACCUCUCCCAGAACUUAAAAGAUGACAGUACUGUUCAACUGCUUUCUCCAAACUGUUUGUAGCUGAGGUGUUUGAUAUGCUUGAAGCACUUUCUCUACCGAGAUUUUACUUGACUCACCCAUUUGUUUUACUAUUUUGGCAUUAUUGGAAUUAUUAUUCAGAUUAUUUUUAUUUGAAGAGUUGAGGUGGAGCGACUGUUUCUUUGAACAGAUUUGUAUUUAUAUUUUUCAUUAUCUUGAAAUAAAGAUAUUUAGCAGAA
This is a messenger RNA of Girardinichthys multiradiatus, 877 nucleotides long. Its product is annotated as ubiquitin-conjugating enzyme E2 D4-like. Gene Ontology annotation, biological process: protein polyubiquitination; ubiquitin-dependent protein catabolic process. Bases 151 to 594 code for a protein of 147 amino acids. Gene Ontology annotation, cellular component: nucleus. NCBI's taxonomy places the organism in Eukaryota, Metazoa, Chordata, Actinopteri, Cyprinodontiformes, Goodeidae. The transcript has 7 exons. Gene Ontology annotation, molecular function: ubiquitin conjugating enzyme activity. The record is from RefSeq and is a predicted model, not a curated record.